AUGAUGUUCACUGGUCAGGACAAUGCCGAAGAAUAUGGCGAGAUAUUCGAAUGGGGGGAGCACCCGGAGGCGCUUGACUGGCUUCAGUCCGGCCGUGGUUUAAGCUCGGGUAACGGGCUCGAUCCAGUUCCACGAACCGCAUCCCACUGCGAAGUUUCCUUUCCGAACUGCGCGGCAUAUGGGUCGGCGCUUUAA
Penicillium samsonianum is the source of this 195-nucleotide messenger RNA. RefSeq lists its product as uncharacterized. Lineage: Eukaryota; Fungi; Ascomycota; Eurotiomycetes; Eurotiales; Aspergillaceae. The record is from RefSeq and is a predicted model, not a curated record. Bases 1 to 195 code for a protein of 64 amino acids. The transcript has a single exon.